AUGGUCCUAUAUAAGGGAAAUCAGAGCUCUGUGACCACAUUCAUCUUGGUGAGCUUCUCAGACUAUCCACACCUCCAGGCUCCUCUCUUCCUGGUGUUCUUGACCAUCUACACAGUCACACUAGUAGGAAAUUUGGGCUUAAUUGUGGUCACAAAGAUAAGUUCCAAACUUCAUACACCCAUGUACUUUUUCCUUAGCCAUCUGUCCUUUUUAGAUAUCUGUUACUCCACUACACUUACACCUAAAUUGUUAGAGACCUUAAUCUCAGAAGACAGAACUAUCUCUUUCAAAGGAUGCAUGAUACAGUUUUUCUUUGCCUGUACAUAUGUGAUUACAGAAAUGUUCAUGUUAGCAGUGAUGGCCUAUGAUCGGUUUGUGGCUGUCUGUAACCCCUUGCUCUAUACAGUUGUGAUGUCUCACAAGCUCUGUGCUCUCCUGGUAGCUGGGUCUUAUUUAUGGGGUGCACUCUGUUCCUUGAUUGUCACGUGUUCUCUUUUAGAGCAAUCCUACUGUGGACCUAACAUUAUCAAUCACUUUGGCUGCGAGUACUCCGUUGUACUCUCUCUAUCCUGUUCUGACCCCUACUUCAGUCUGAUGGCUUCUUUAGUCAUUUCUGCCUUCAACGAGGCUUGCAGCCUCCUCAUCAUCCUGGCCUCCUAUGUCUUCAUAAUCAUCACUAUCAUCAGGAUGCCCUCUACAGGUGGACUCCGUAAAGUCUUCUCUACUUGCUCCUCUCAUCUGACGGCUAUCUCCAUCUUUCAUGGGAUCAUCCUCCUUCUCUACUGUGUGCCCAACUCUGCACGCUCACUGCUUCUUAUCAAAGUGGCCACCGUGUUUUACACCAUCAUUAUCCCCAUGCUGAAUCCCCUCAUCUACAGCCUUAGAAACAAAGAUGUGAAGGAGACAGUCAAGGAGUUAAUCAACUCCAAACUACAUUCUCAUUCUAUAUAA
This is a messenger RNA of Tupaia belangeri chinensis (Chinese tree shrew), 951 nucleotides long. RefSeq names its product olfactory receptor 5D18. The transcript has a single exon. The coding region runs from base 1 to 951 and encodes 316 amino acids. The record is from RefSeq and is a predicted model, not a curated record. Gene Ontology annotation, molecular function: olfactory receptor activity; G protein-coupled receptor activity. Gene Ontology annotation, cellular component: membrane. NCBI's taxonomy places the organism in Eukaryota, Metazoa, Chordata, Mammalia, Scandentia, Tupaiidae. Gene Ontology annotation, biological process: G protein-coupled receptor signaling pathway.